This is a messenger RNA of Mercurialis annua (annual mercury), 1075 nucleotides long. RefSeq names its product probable xyloglucan endotransglucosylase/hydrolase protein 23. Gene Ontology annotation, biological process: cell wall biogenesis; xyloglucan metabolic process. The transcript is spliced from 3 exons. Lineage: Eukaryota; Viridiplantae; Streptophyta; Magnoliopsida; Malpighiales; Euphorbiaceae. Gene Ontology annotation, molecular function: hydrolase activity, hydrolyzing O-glycosyl compounds; xyloglucan:xyloglucosyl transferase activity. Gene Ontology annotation, cellular component: cell wall; apoplast. Bases 71 to 931 code for a protein of 286 amino acids. The record is from RefSeq and is a predicted model, not a curated record.
CCACUGCCACUCCACAAACACACUCCAACGUAAACAUCCAUUUCAAACUCACCUAAUACACUCAAAUCCAAUGCCUUCUUCAACUCAAAUACUACUUAUUGUUCCUCUUCUCCUGAUGGUUGCUGCUUCUGCUACCAAUUUCUAUAACGAUUUUGACAUUACAUGGGGAGACGGCCGUGCUAACAUACUCAACAACGGCCACCUUCUUACUCUCAAUCUUGACAAGGCUUCUGGUUCGGGUUUUCAGUCCAGGAAUGAGUAUCUGUUCGGAAAGAUUGACAUGCAGCUCAAGCUUGUCCCCGGCAACUCUGCUGGAACUGUCACUGCCUAUUACUUAUCAUCGAAAGGGUCAACAUGGGACGAAAUAGACUUUGAGUUCUUGGGCAAUUUGAGUGGUGAUCCUUACAUUCUCCACACUAACGUGUUUAGCCAAGGCAAAGGCAACAGAGAGCAACAAUUCUAUCUUUGGUUCGAUCCAACUGCGGAUUUCCACACCUAUUCCAUCCUCUGGAAUCCUCAACGCAUCAUAUUCUCUGUGGAUGGGACUCCUAUCAGAGAAUUCAAGAACAGGGAGAGCAAUGGCGUGCCAUUCCCAAAGAAUCAGCCGAUGAGAAUAUACUCCAGUCUGUGGAACGCUGAUGAUUGGGCUACCAGAGGCGGACUUGUGAAGACUGAUUGGACUAAUGCUCCCUUCACUGCUUCCUACAAAAACUUCAAUGCAAAUGCGUGUGUUGUCUCCAAUGGCGCUUCUUCUUGUGGUUCAAAUUCAUCACCUUCUACUUCCAAUAACAAAGCAUGGCUCGCAAAAGAACUUGAUUCAACCAGUCAAGAGAGGCUUCAAUGGGUGAAAAAGAACUACAUGAUCUACAAUUACUGCACAAACACCAAAAGAUUUCCUCAAGGAAUGCCUACAGAAUGCAGUUUGUCCUAAAUAGUAAAUUAUAAGUUCAUCCAAUUUUUUUUUAUUAUAUAUUUUUUUUAAUUCUUUGAUCCAUAAUUUUGUUUGUAACAAUGUUAUUGUAUUUAUCAUCAUGUAUCAAUUUGUAUGGUUAGUAAUCAACCUAAUUCAUCUUAA